AUGGCAAUCAAAAACCCUAGGAAAUGGCGGUUCACAUGGGAAGCCCAAUCUCACUCUCCAACCCUCAGAUUAUUCAUCUUCGAUUCUCAAACAAAUCCAUCAGUUCAAUGUCAAGACCUCAAAGUCAUCCUCAAUCUCUCACAAUCUCACGUCGUCAUUACGUGGGUUCAUCAACAAGGGACGCUAAAUGAAGUCUCGCUUUUGGCUCCGUUACCCAAAGUUCUCAUCGACUUUGACUCUCCAAUUAGCUACCGAGCAUUGAGUGACCACAUUGAAGUCAAGCUCCUGCUGCUUCUUCCUGUCGAUCACCCUAUUGUUUCUAGCAUUGAUUCAGUACUUUAUUUAACAGAAGAUGUUCGAAUUGUGUCAUCUGACGUGGCAACGCCACUCGUCAUGGAUUCUGAUUUGAAGAGUCUGUCGGCAAAGGCGGAGGGAGUACAUUUUUACUGCAGAAGUUGCUCGACUAGGUUGACUAGAAGACCUCUUAGACAUUUUGUGGAAAUGCCAUCAGUUAACUGGCAAGAGGCGGCUGACAACUGGUUUGGAGCUUGCUGUUGUUCAUUUGGUGGGAUAAGUGAGAAGUUGGUAACCAGGUAUGCAAAUUCCUACAUAUGUGUAACAGAUAUGUGCCUGUUAACGCCCACAACUGUUACCCUUUUCAAGGGUGAUCUUGAGGGAUGUAAAUUUUCUGACUCUGAUAAUGGCCAAAAGUACCAGCCAGUACUGGAUUGUAAUGUUGAAGAUUGUUCUAGUGAAUCAACACAAGUCUCUGGAUGUAAUCAUGGAAGACUUGCAGGCUGCGACUGUCAAAGCGAUAAAAUGCACAACCUUAAUGGAAAAUUAGGCUAUGUCCUCCUAAUGGAAGAUCAGAGAUCUUUUCUCAAUGGCUUUCUUGGAAAUAUUUUCAUGGCCAAAUCCUACAAUGUCUCAAAGAAUAUUAACUGGGUUGAAUAUUCAUGUCCCCAGUGUUCAUCUCUUCUUGGAGCUUACCCUUGUAGUAGUGGUGAUGCUCCUAUAGAUGGUGGCGUUCGCCUCUUUAAAUGUUACUUUCCACUUGUUUGCCCAGUCGGUGAUCAGUGA
This is a messenger RNA of Pistacia vera, 1080 nucleotides long. RefSeq lists its product as uncharacterized. The coding region runs from base 1 to 1080 and encodes 359 amino acids. Gene Ontology annotation, molecular function: ubiquitin protein ligase activity; cyclin binding; ubiquitin conjugating enzyme binding. The transcript has 4 exons. Gene Ontology annotation, biological process: proteasome-mediated ubiquitin-dependent protein catabolic process; protein monoubiquitination; protein autoubiquitination. Lineage: Eukaryota; Viridiplantae; Streptophyta; Magnoliopsida; Sapindales; Anacardiaceae. The record is from RefSeq and is a predicted model, not a curated record. Gene Ontology annotation, cellular component: ubiquitin ligase complex; cytosol; nucleus.